This is a messenger RNA of Caenorhabditis angaria, 918 nucleotides long. Lineage: Eukaryota; Metazoa; Nematoda; Chromadorea; Rhabditida; Rhabditidae. The record is from the annotation of a GenBank genome assembly.
AUGGGAGGAGGAAAAACCGCCGGUUUACCACCAAAUUUUGUUUUUUCACCACACGAUAAACAUUAUUAUGCUCCAGCUACAUGUCAUUCACUUCAUUAUACAACAGCUUCAUAUGUAGCUGCUGCUGUUGAAUUUUUGAUUUUGGGAACCGGAUUCUUCUGCUUCUACCGUAAGUUUUAUUUGGAAGAUUUGUUUCGAAAAAUGUUUUUUUUUCUAGAAAUGUCACAUGUAACUGGAUCAAUCGAAGGUUGGCUCUCAGUUCUUUUAGCAUUGAUCACAGCAUGUUCUGCUUUGACAACAGUUCUAAUGGCAAUUGGAAUUCGAACUGAAAGACCUGGACUUUUGGCACCAAAACUAACAUUUAUCUCGGUAAGAGAAAUAAGAAAGUUAUUUUACUAAAAUGUUUCAAAAUGUUCAGCUUGAAAUCGCAUUUUUGUUAUUCUGGGCAACUCUUUCAAUUAUUUCAAUGUCAGUUGGAAUCGAAUUCACUCGUCAAAUGUUUGGAGUAUUUGCUCAUGUUUGGAUGAUUGAAAGAGAUUAUGGACCGAUUUGGCCAUUCAAUGCAGCCGUUGUUUCAUUUUUCACCGCCGCUGCUGCCAUUUGGUAAUUUUUUGAAAUCAUUUUAAAUUGAAAAUCAUCUCCAAUUUCACUACAUGGUGAUUUUCACCGUGAAAAAUGUUCUAACUUUUUUGUCAAACGAAAAUUCGAAUUUUCGGAAACUUGAUCCUUGAAUUUUUGUUAAUGAGUUCAAACUACACAUAAUAAUUAAUUAAUUUUUGAACAACUUCCUCUUUAUUUUAAUGACUUUUUUGCAGGACUCGAAUAAUUGUUCAAGGCGCAUGUGAUUUCAUUUUGGACAAAAUCUAUUUCUCCGAAAGACCAAAUGUAGAAAUGAAAAGCAAGAAAAUCGAUGAAUAA